Suricata suricatta (meerkat) is the source of this 2906-nucleotide messenger RNA. It is a transcript of the gene CXCL12, whose product is annotated as C-X-C motif chemokine ligand 12. Gene Ontology annotation, molecular function: CXCR chemokine receptor binding; chemokine activity. The transcript has 4 exons. Gene Ontology annotation, biological process: cell chemotaxis; axon guidance; defense response. Gene Ontology annotation, cellular component: extracellular region; external side of plasma membrane. The record is from RefSeq and is a predicted model, not a curated record. The coding region runs from base 60 to 341 and encodes 93 amino acids. Lineage: Eukaryota; Metazoa; Chordata; Mammalia; Carnivora; Herpestidae.
UCUCCGCCACUGCGUUCGCUCCGCGUCCCGCCCGCGUCCGCCUGCCGUCCGCCGGUGCCAUGGAUGCCAAGGUCGUCGCCGUGCUGGCCCUCGUGCUGGCUGCGCUCUGCCUCAGCGACGGGAAACCGGUCAGCCUGAGCUACAGAUGUCCGUGCCGAUUCUUCGAGAGCCACGUUGCCAGAGCCAACGUCAAGCAUCUCAAAAUCCUCAACACUCCGAACUGUGCCCUUCAGAUCGUGGCGAGGCUGAAGAACAACAAUAGACAAGUGUGCAUUGACCCGAAGUUGAAGUGGAUUCAGGAAUACCUGGAGAAAGCUUUAAACAAGAGAUUCAAGCUGUGAGAGGCGCAGGUUGGGUCAGGCGCCUGAGGAAGCCUUACAGUAGGAGCCCAGGUCUGAAACCAGUGUUAGGAAGAGCCUGCAGUGGCUCCCCAUGCGCCCAGGCAGGGCCCAGUACAUUUCCAAGGGCUUUCUUUUGCACAGUUUGCCUUUAUGUUCACCAUUUGAUUAUGUAGCAAAAUAUAUGGUGUUUAUUCUUCAUUUAGUUUGAUUAUCCCAGUGUCACUGGUGACAGAUAGGAACUUAGACUAAGGCCAUUAUUUUACUUGCUUUGUUAUAAUAUCUUUCCCGUGGAGCCCCUCACCCAACUGGAGGUUCCUGAGUUUUGUAUCUCCCUGAGCUGUGCAGGCUGAGACCCCAGAUCAUCCUGUUCUAGGAUGGAGAGCCCCUGGGACGGAUCAGAACCAGGGCAGACCCUAGUGGAGGCUGCCCCGUGCAAGGGGGGGAGCUGCAGGGACAAGUUUAGAGAGUCAGACGGGAGCCUCGCCCUUCCUCGGGGUGAGAGCUGGGGCCUUCCCCACUGGUGAGCAUCACAGGGCUUCCCCGAGCUGAGGCAGGCAGGGGCGUGAGGCCAGGGCAGGGGGAGCGCGCCCCUCAUCCUGAGCUCUUCUCUACAUCCCAUCAUGCUGUUAUCAUUCUCUCUCUCAUCCAUCAUCAUGUAUCUCCAAGACUGUCUCCAUCGCCCUGGAUAAAGACUCUCUCAAGACCAAAGCUUUCAUUUAAACUGGGCACCAAGAAGCAAAUCAAAAUGUCUUUCAUGCCACCCAGUUCUGAAAACACUGUGCACCUAUGUGUCUUGUUUGGAAUAUUGUCCGCUGUCCAACCCUGUGUUCUUGUUCAAAGCCAAUGUCCUCGGGGCACACACUGUCAGCUCCUCCGAUGCAAAGGCUCAGAGUAAGGAGAGGUCUUUUGACCAGGUUCCUGACUGGGGCUGUGAUCCCUCUUGGGUGGACAACCUGGGUUUUCCCACUGAUCACAAACCAAGGAAGGAUCAACAGAGCCCAGGGGAAUGCGGUGUGUACCGGGGUUGACCCAGGAGGACGCCAGCCUUUUACACUUCUACAGGUGGUAUCUCAGAACCCUGGGCAGUUUUUUCUCCAUUGCAUCAAAUGUAUGAUUGUUUAGGCAAUAACAUGAAAAGAAUCUUCAACUCUGUUUUUGGUUUUGGAAACCUGACCCAUAAAAUAAUGAAUCCUGGACAUGAAGAUACCUUCCCAAUUAAAAUCUAACCUCACCUUUUCUCCCACUUGGUCCCACCAUCUGCUACCUUGUACGGUGGCAUCCGGACUUCGCCACUGCUGUCAUCUUGUGCUUCCAGAACGUCCAUCCCAGUUUUCCUGUUAGAAAAGAGCGGGUAUUUGGGAAAGUAGGUUAAAACCCCCACGUGUAGAGUGUUUUCCGUGACUGAGGCCAGUUUGUAGAUUUGCAUUAAACAGUUUAAAUGCAGCAGGUAGGCACUUGAGGGGUUUUUGCUUGAUGUGUUUUGUUUCACAUUUCGUCUUAUAAAUACUUUGCCCUUUUGGCUCAAUAUCCCGGUAAAAAUAUUAACUUAAGAAAAUGGAAGAAAAGAAGGGCAAAACAAAGAAAUGUAUCCAUUGAGAGGACGCUGUAAACAACAUGCAGAAAGUAUAGUCUAGCAAAAUAAUCUUGAAUUGUAGGUGUUUUUAGAUUUAAUGAUCUUUGUGUUAUCAGUAAUAUGUUAAUAUUUCCAUAAAUAUUCCUUUAUAUAGGACCUUCGUGGUGGAAAGCCAAUCCCUCAGCCAAACAAAAAUGUGUAUCAGCUCUAUUUUAUUGAAUAGAAUAGAGUACAGGGACCAUUAUUAGGUAGAAGGAAUACAGAGCAGGUUUCAAAACCCUCUUUUGAAAUUAACUGGACACUACAGGGCUCUUGAAUUAUAUGUAAAAUGAUCCAUUUUCAGUGGGAUAGUCUUUUUCUACAUCAUCCAGGGUAUUUAAAACUGUCAUGGAAAAUGUGGAACAAUAUUAAGCAGAGCCAUUAAAUCUCUUACUCCAAGAAAAUAAACGUGGCCCUAAAUCUUGAUUACAGUUAAAGAAUUGUUUGUUUCUCCCCAACAGGUGGGGAAAAUAGGUAAGAGUAGAAACUUCAAGGAAAAGUAUCUGCCUAACAAUUGCUCUCCUUGCAAACUGCUCCUAAGUGGAGACUGCCCAACCAAAGCAAAUAUGCAUUUAAAUAGUCAAUUUGCAAAGGAAAAGGCUCCCCAUCCCCUUUUGAUUUAAAAACCCGAGUCAAGUGCAUUAAUUGAUUAGGGAUCAACCAGCUGUUCCUCCUGGUCCAGUGCUGCUCUACCUGACCUUCCCCUGGGCUCCGUGUAACCUCCAAGUCUGUGCUCCUUUGCUGGCCUUUGCAUCAGGAUCUAGGCAGCUGUGGGGCCCGGGUGGGGACCGGGACUCCCAUUAGUGCUGUGUGUUUAUAUCCGAAUCUGUGCCAUGUGUUGUUUUUCACUGUUCUUUGUCCAGCCCCCAGCCAGGUGCUGAGACCCCAGCGAGGAGGCUCAGGAGGGGGUGGGAAGAGUGUGGACCUGUCCUCCAGAGAAAGGAGGUUCUGCU